Messenger RNA from Pochonia chlamydosporia 170, 834 nucleotides. RefSeq names its product (2R)-phospho-3-sulfolactate synthase, ComA. Lineage: Eukaryota; Fungi; Ascomycota; Sordariomycetes; Hypocreales; Clavicipitaceae. The coding region runs from base 1 to 834 and encodes 277 amino acids. The record is from RefSeq and is a predicted model, not a curated record. The transcript has 3 exons.
AUGCUGGAAGAUCCCAAAGGUUUCGGCUUCAUACGACACAACGCCCGCCCACCAAAGCCUCGAAAAACUGGUGUCACUGAAAUCCGAGGCCCGUACUACUCCGUGAUGGGGAAACGGUAUCUCCAAGAUAUUUUUGACACAAUGGCACACCAUGUCGAUGGCGUCAAAUUUGCGGGAGGUUCAUUUUCGCUCUUCCCCGAAGAUAAACUGCGAGAGUUGAUCCAAUUAGCUCACGAAAAUGGCGCCUACGUCUCAACUGGAGGUUGGAUUGAGCAUGUUCUUACUCAGUCAGAUCCCACGGCCGCGGUUGAUAAGUAUCUCAAAAAGUGUAAGGACGUUGGAUUCGAUGUAGUUGAAAUAUCGACUGGGUUUCUUUCUCUACCGCAAGAUGAUUGGCUUCGCUUGGUUGAAAAGGUCCAUGAGGCAGGCUUGAUCGCCAAGCCAGAGUGCGGUAUACAAUUCGGCGCGGGGGGCGACACCAAGGCCUCUGAGCUUGAGGCUCUGGGACUAUCGGACCCAUCCAAAAUCAUCAACGCGGGCAAGAGGUUUGUUGAUGCGGGUGUCGAACGCAUCAUGAUUGAGAGCGAGGGCAUCACUGAGAACGUCACCAAGUGGAGAACCGAUGUGAUACAGCAGAUCCUCCGUGAGCUUCCUGCGGAGAAGGUCAUGUUUGAGGCGGCAGAGCCGGCCGUGUUUAAUUGGUAUAUCCGGGAAUUCGGGGCCGAUGUGAAUCUCUUUGUUGAUCACUCGCAGAUUGUGCAGCUGAGUUGCUUGCGGGAGGGUAUUUGGGGCAUGGCGGACACGUUUGGGAAAAUUACUACAUACAGGCCGUAA